Molecule: messenger RNA, 1776 nt
Organism: Mesorhabditis spiculigera
Lineage: Eukaryota; Metazoa; Nematoda; Chromadorea; Rhabditida; Rhabditidae
Source: the annotation of a GenBank genome assembly
AUGACGGUCGACAUCAAAGCCAAAGUGACCGAAUGGCUCAACUGGGAUAAAAAUGACAAAACUCGAGCCGAAAUCGAGAAGCUCGUGGCUGAUGGCAAAGAUGAUGAACUCAAAGCACGUAUGGAAGGGCGUCUCUUGUUCGGAACGGCUGGCAUCCGUGCUCCAAUGCAAGCAGGGUUUGCGCGACUGAACGAUUUGACAAUAAUCCAGACCACGCACGGAUUCGCCCAAUACUUGAAACAACAAUUCCCGAAUGGAAAUAAUGGAGUGGCGAUUGGCUUUGAUGGCCGUCACAACAGCAGGCGAUUUGCAUCAUUGGCCGGAAAUGUCUUUAUAAAGAACGGGAUCAAGGUCUAUUUGUUCAGCGAAGUAGCUCCGACCCCAGUUGUGUCGUGGGCUGUCAUCCACCUAAAAUGUUCGGCCGGCUUGAUGAUUACAGCUUCACACAACCCGAAGGAGGACAAUGGAUAUAAGGCUUAUUGGAGUAAUGGAGCCCAGAUCAUUGGCCCGCAUGAUGUGGAGAUUGUGAGAAUCAAAGAGGCGGAACCGGAGCCUAGGGCUGAAUAUUGGGAUCUCAGCGAGUUCGAUAAAAGUCCGCUUCUCUAUUCGGCUGACGUGACUAUUGACCCUUACUUUGUGGCCGAAAAGAGCAACAAUUUCUACAGGGCUCUGAAUGCAAAAACCCCACUGAAAUUUACCUAUUCGGCCUUCCACGGAAUCGGAUAUCAAUAUGCGACUCGAAUGCUAAGGGAAUUCGGAUUCUCGGAUGCAAAUGUGAUUAGCGUGAAGGAACAACAAGAGCCGAAUCCCGAUUUCCCUACCGUACCCUUCCCUAACCCGGAGGAAGGCAGAAAGGUUCUGACCCUGUCUCUUGAGACUGCCGACAAAAAUGGAUCUACCGUAAUCUUGGCAAACGACCCUGAUGCGGAUCGUCUUCAAAUGGCCGAGAAGCAGCCAAACGGUGAGUGGUAUAUUUUCACCGGUAACGAGAUGGGCACCCUGAUGACCUGGUGGGUAUGGAUGAACUGGCGUGAGCGAAACCCGGAUGCUGAUCUUUCGAACAUUUACAUGCUGAAUUCCGCCGUCAGUAGUCAAGUUGUAAAAACUAUUGCUGAGAAAGAAGGAUUCCAAAAUGACAUCACCCUGACUGGAUUCAAAUGGAUGGGGAAUGUUGCCGAUGAUUUGAAGGCUCAGGGCAAGAAAGUCAUCUUGGCCUGGGAAGAAUCGAUCGGAUUUAUGCCGGGACAUACACUUGAUAAAGAUGGUGUGAGUUCGGCCGCGAUUUUUGCCGAGAUGGCCACCUGGUUGCACGAAAACAAGAAAUCUCUACACGACCAAUUGUUUUCGCUAUAUGAAAAAUAUGGCUUCCAUCUGGUGCGCUCAACUUAUUGGAUCGUUCCCGAUCCGAGUGUGACGAAGGAGCUUUUUGCCACGUUGCGCCAAGACUUGAAGUACCCGACAAAGAUCGGAAAGGAAGACGUCGCCCACAUCCGCGAUUUAACUAUUGGCUACGACAAUUCGCAACCCGGCAACAAACCGCGCCUUCCAAUCUCUACUUCUUCUGAAAUGGUAACAUUCACUUUGGCGAACGGCAGUUUGAUCACCCUACGCGCUUCCGGGACAGAGCCGAAGAUCAAGUACUACAUCGAACUCCGUACGGCACCUGGAAAGAAGCAGAGUGACCUUGGAGAAGUGCUGGAAGAGUUGAAUCAGCUGGAACAAGGUGUGGUCGACACGCUGCUCAGGCCGAAGCAAUUUGGAUUGAUUCCACGGAAA